AUGAGUUACGAUUCUGCUCUCACUGUUUUCUCGCCAGAUGGACAUCUGUUUCAAGUCGAAUAUGCACUCGAGGCUGUUAGAAAAGGAACUUGUGCGGUUGGUGUGCGUGGCAAGAAUGUUGCUGUUCUUGGUAUUGAAAAGAAAUCUGUGUUGAAGUUGCAGGAUCCUCGCACUGUACGCAAGAUUGCUAUGCUUGACAAUCAUAUUUGUCUUGCUGCUGCAGGUUUGACUGCAGAUGCACGAGUGUUGAUUGACAAGGCUCGCGUUGAAUGCCAGAGUCAUCGAUUGACUGUAGAAGAUCCAGUAUCUGUAGAGUACAUUACUCGCCACAUUGCAUCUAUUCAGCAGAAAUACACUCAAAGUGGAGGUGUACGUCCUUUUGGUAUUUCUACAUUGAUUAUUGGGUUUGAUGUAGACAAGGUACCCAAACUCUAUCAAACAGAUCCAUCAGGUAUCUACUCUGCAUGGAAAGCAAAUGCAGUGGGUCGCAGCUCGAAAACUGUGCGUGAAUUUCUCGAGAAAAACUACAAGGACGACAUGACUCGUGAUGAAACCAUUAAACUAGCAAUCAAGUCUCUUUUGGAAGUGGUUCAAACUGGUGCCAAAAACAUUGAGAUUGCAGUGAUGGGCGAGGAUGCUAAAAUCCGAGUAAGUAGAUCUGAUUUCAAAGUGUAA
Molecule: messenger RNA, 675 nt
Organism: Batrachochytrium dendrobatidis JAM81
Lineage: Eukaryota; Fungi; Chytridiomycota; Chytridiomycetes; Rhizophydiales
Product: proteasome core particle subunit alpha 4
Exons: 6
Coding region: 1-675 (224 amino acids)
Biological process (GO): ubiquitin-dependent protein catabolic process; proteasomal protein catabolic process
Cellular component (GO): nucleus; proteasome core complex, alpha-subunit complex; proteasome core complex
Source: RefSeq, a predicted model, not a curated record